This is a messenger RNA of Oppiella nova, 225 nucleotides long. The record is from the annotation of a GenBank genome assembly. NCBI's taxonomy places the organism in Eukaryota, Metazoa, Arthropoda, Arachnida, Sarcoptiformes, Oppiidae.
AUGUUGGUGCAUAAGGAAAUUAGGCAAUGGUACGAAUUGUCAAUCGCCCCUAAUAAUACAAAUACCGCAGUCAAAUGUCCGUAUAUGACCCUGACAUCAUCGGGAUAUAACAAUACAAUUAAUGUCCAGUUCAGAUCCGUGACUUUAGGCACCAAUAUUAACUUGAGAAUAAAUGUCGGCAACAUCACCUUUACCCAGUCACCGGCGAAGUUUAACUUGUAUUAA